This is a messenger RNA of Bombina bombina (fire-bellied toad), 2358 nucleotides long. RefSeq names its product kelch repeat and BTB domain containing 8 (gene KBTBD8). The record is from RefSeq and is a predicted model, not a curated record. NCBI's taxonomy places the organism in Eukaryota, Metazoa, Chordata, Amphibia, Anura, Bombinatoridae. The transcript is spliced from 4 exons. The coding region runs from base 20 to 1819 and encodes 599 amino acids. Gene Ontology annotation, molecular function: protein binding.
CUGGAGCUGGAGGUGGAGAAUGGCUGCGCAGGGAGAAGUAGCCAAGUUUUCACAUACACAGAACGGCACUCCUUCCAGCUCUGUCAGCACUGGCGUAGAUCCGUACCAUGCGUGCAGCAUUCUCCAGCAACUUAAGUCCAUGUACGACGAAGGGAAGCUGACCGAUAUUAUUGUAGAAGUGGAUCACGGUAAAAAAUUCUCCUGCCAUAAAAAUGUUCUUGCAGCAAUCAGUCCUUAUUUCAGAUCCAUGUUCACUAGCGGCCUUACAGAAAGUACUCAGGAAGUGGUUAAAUUGGUAGGGAUUGAAGCAGAGUCCAUGCAGCUUGUACUGAACUAUGCAUACACAUCUAGAGUUCAGCUGACGGAGGCGAAUGUCCAAGCCUUGUUCACUGCAUCUAGCAUCUUCCAGAUUCCCUCCCUACAAGACCAGUGUGCUCAGUACAUGAUAAGUCGUUUGGACCCCCAGAACUGUAUAGGAGUAUUUAUUUUUGCUGAUCACUAUGGCCAUUCAGAACUUAAGGACAGAUCUCAAGAUUACAUUCGGAAAAAGUUCUUGUAUGUCGCCAAAGAGCAAGAGUUUCUGCAUUUAAGGAAAGACCAACUAAUAAGCAUUCUGAACAGUGAUGACUUAGAUGUUGAUAAAGAGGAACAUGUUUAUGACAGCAUAAUUUAUUGGUUUGAAUAUGAACGAGAAACAAGGGAGGAACAUCUUCCGGAAAUAUUUGCCAAAUGCAUUCGCAUGCCUCUUAUGGAAGAGAACUUUGUAGAAAAGAUCCCUCCCAUGUUUGCACAGGCAAUGCCCCAAAACCAUAUAGAUAAGGGUCAGAUCAGUGCCAACCCCUGUACGCAACGACUUGGAAUGACUGCUUCAGAAAUGAUCAUAUGCUUUGAGGCAGCCUGCAAACACUCAGGUAAGAAACAAACUGUGCCUUGUCUAGAUAUAUUAACAGGAAAAGUAUAUAAGCUAUGCAAACCCCCUGCUGACUUGAGAGAAGUUGGCAUCCUUGUGACACCGGACAACGAGCUGUUUAUCGCAGGGGGGUACAAGCCAAGCAACAAUGACGUCUGCAUAGACCACAAGGCAGAGAGUGAUUUUUGGCUAUAUGACCAUUCUAAUAAUAGGUGGCUUCCAAAAGCCCCAUUGCUCCGAGCUCGGAUUGGCUGUAAACUGGUUCAUUGCUGUGGUAAACAGUACGCAAUAGGUGGCCGUGUUUAUGAAGGCGAUGGCCGGAACCCAUUGAAAUCUGUUGAGUGUUACGAUGGCCGAGAAAAUUGUUGGACAGUUGUAGGGUUAAUGCCCGUUGCAAUGGAGUUUCAUAGUGCUGUGGAAUAUAAAGAAAAAAUCUACAUUCUACAGGGAGACGUUUUUCUUUGCUACGAUCCUCAAAAAGACUGCUGGUGUUACCUAACUCCAAUGACAGUUCCUCGUGUCCAAGGCAUGGCUGCCGUGCACAAUGACUCCAUCUACUACGUAGGUGGGAUAUGCGGAAAUCAGAGGGUGCUUACCGUAGAAGCCUAUGAUGUUGAACAAAAUCGUUGGACUAGAAAGAAAGAUCUUCCAUGUGAACAGUCUUCUAACCCAUACAUAAAACUCUUGGUCUUAAAAAACAAACUACAUUUAUUUGUUCGAGCUACCCAAGUCAGUGUUGAAGAGUUGGUUUUCCGAACCAGUAGGAAGAACUCUCUCUAUCAAUAUGAUGAGGUUACUGACAGUUGGAAGAAAGUUUAUGAAACUCCAGAAAGGCUUUGGGAUCUUGGUCGUCAUUUUGAAUGUGCUGUUGCUAAACUGUAUCCCCAAUGCCUUCAGAAAGUUUUGUAGCGUGGAGCAGCCUUAUGAAGCUUAUAUGAAAAAAAGGGGGAAAAUUCACUCCAACUUUACAUUUUUGUCAGUAUUUCAUAUUGUUUUUUUUGUUUGUUUGGGUGGUUGGGUGCUUUUAAAGGUUGCAGUAUGAGGGUUGGUGAAGGGAUAUGGUUACUUUAAUGUCCUCAUCACUGGACUUCAGUGAAAUCUAAGUUUACAAAGUGCAAUUAUCAGCAUUUUUCAUAGUAUAUUUGUAAUCAUGUCAUUCUUUAUAUUGGAUGUUUUUGUGUAUUUUUUUUUUUUUUUUUAAAGGUAGCAAAUCUUUAAAUUAUUGUUCUGGAGGAUCUGAGAUGUCUAUGCACUAGAGUGGACAAAUCUAGCAUUAACAGAUUUGUGUUUUAUUUGUAAAGGUGCAGUGCUAUUAGCCCUAUCUGUUCUGUUCUUGCCUUUGUUCAUUUUGUACGGAACUUACUGUAUUUUGUGGAUUUUCAUCUGGGCUCAUUGGCUGAAAGAAAGUAAUAAAUUAGGUGCAAUAUUUUGUUAGAUUUGAUAUCCAA